Messenger RNA from Camellia sinensis, 3321 nucleotides. NCBI's taxonomy places the organism in Eukaryota, Viridiplantae, Streptophyta, Magnoliopsida, Ericales, Theaceae. The record is from RefSeq and is a predicted model, not a curated record.
AUCAACUGAAAAAGAAUCGACUCAUAUAGCAAGUACAUCAACACUCUGAGAUUCACACAAUCUCUCUCUUAUUGAUUGUCUUGUAUCAACUGAAAAAGAAUCGACUCAUAUAGCAAGUACAUCAGCACUCUGAGAUUCACACAAUCUCUCUCUCUCUCUCUAAGAACAGUAAAGAUUUGCAGGAAAGAGAAAGUAAAAUUGGGGGCAUUAAUGGAGGAUACAAUAAGAAGCGGGAGGCAUGACUUGAAUUUGGCUUCAAGAAAAGCCGAAGAAGCAGCUUGGAGGCGUUUCGAAGCAACUCAGUGGCUAGAUAGCUUAGUUGGACCACUAGGCAUAUCAACUCAACCAUCAGAGAGAGAGUUCAUUUCUUGCUUGGGAAAUGGUUUGGUCCUCUGCAAUGCCAUUAACAAGAUCCAACCAGGAUCAAUCCCAAAGGUCGUGGAGAGUAACGCACCCUCACAAUUCCUGACAUGGGAUUCUCAACCAUUGCCCGCUUAUCAGUACUUUGAAAAUGUUCGAAACUUUUUGGUAGCAGUUGAAGAAUUGAAGCUACCUACAUUUGAAGCAUCUGAUCUUGAAAGAGAUAACUUGGAAGUUGGGUCAUCGGCGAAGGUGGUUGAUUGCAUUCUAGCUCUGAGAGGAUACCAUGACUGGAAGCAAUUGAGUGGAGGAAAUGGAUUCUUUAAGCCCCCGAGAUCUCCUCUGCUUAUGCAUUCUGCAAAUAGGGUUCACUCACGAGCUUCGGAAGCAAUCUUCUCAGACACUUGCCAACAAUUAGACAUGUCCAAAGCCUGUGACGACAUUCCACUCACCGAGAGUGGAGUUCAAAAACUUGAAGAUUUGAUUGCCAAGGCCAUUGUUGAAUGUAUGAUUGACAAAAAGGAAAACAUAGAUAAUAAUCUUAUUGCUUCCUUUCGUAGUGGCAAUCUGGAUCCGGGCAAGUUAUUCGGCAACAUCAUGUCUACUUGUUUGGAGGAACAACUCCAAAACAAGUUCCCUAAGUUGAAAUCGAUCUUCAAAGAUCUCCUUGGAGGAGGUAGCUCACUUGCUCAUCCAAUAUCACCACCACCUCUAGAGCCUCUAGAGAAUUUAUCUAUUAGAAAUCUGAAGUGUUGUAGAGCUUGCUUGAAAAAGGGUAGCUGCAACUACUGGUAUCUAUUUCAAGUGCAAGAAAAAGAACUAUCAAAUCUCAAGGAAUUGUUGUCCAGAACAAAGAGGGAAUUCAAAGACUUACAAUCUCAAUUGCAAAGCGAUUUGAAACAUUUGGGGAGUCAGGUACAGGAGAUGUCUACUGCUGCUCUUGGGUAUCACAAGGUUGUGAAAGAGAACAGGAACCUAUACAACAUGGUUCAGGAUUUAAAAGGGAAUAUUCGAGUUUAUUGCAGAAUUAGACCUGCCUUCCGUGCCAAAGCAAGAAAUGUGAUAGAUGUUAUUGGAGAAGAUGGGUCAUUAGUGGUUCUUGACCCAUUGAAAACCCAAAAAGAUGGGAGGAAAGUUUUUCAAUUCGAUCAUGUGUUUAGACAAACUGCUACUCAAGAUGAGAUAUUUAAGGACACUCAACCAGUAAUUAGGUCUGUAAUGGAUGGAUACAAUGUAUGCAUUUUUGCUUAUGGUCAAACUGGAUCUGGAAAAACACAUACUAUGUGUGGAUCAACUAGGGACCAGGGAAUCAAUUAUCUAGCUCUCAGUGAUCUCUUUCGGCUGUCUAAUACAAGGAAGAACAUCAUGAAAUAUGAUAUUCAUGUCCAAAUGGUUGAGAUAUAUAACGAGCAAGUACGAGAUCUUCUUGCCGAAGAUUCUAAAAACACAAAAUUAGAAAUUCGAAGCUGUACUAGUGAAAAUGGCUUGAGUAUUCCUGAUGCUUCCAUGCAUUAUGUGGAAUCCACCAAUGAUGUUCUUAGCCUGAUGAAACGAGGUGAUCUCAAUCGUGUUGUCAGUUCCACUGCCAUCAACAACCAAAGUAGUCGUUCCCACAGUGUCUUGACAGUACAUGUGCACGGUAAAGAUGUAUCUGGAAGUAUUCUUCGCAGUUGCCUCCAUUUGGUGGACCUUGCAGGAAGUGAACGGGUUGAAAAGUCAGAAGUUAACGGUGAUGGCCUCAAGGAGGCACAAUACAUAAAUAAAUCUCUUUCUGUUAAAACAUUGAUGUUCGCUCAUGUGAGUCCUGAAGCAGAUUCUUUUGGGGAGACAAUCAGUACUUUGAAGUUUGCUCAGAGGGUCUCGACAGUUGAACUUGGUGUAUCUCAUAUGAACAAAGAGAGCAGUGAGGUUAUGGAACUCAAGCAACAGAUUGAGAGCCUCAAGAAGGCAUUGGCUAACAAGGAAGCACAGACUGUUCGACCUACUAAAUCAAAGGAGCCAAGAUCACCACUUGAGAAACCACCGCAUGCAAGGACUGAACGUACUCCUCCACGCUCCCAAAGGUUGAGCAUUGAAAAUUCCAACAAAACGGAAAUGAAGAGAGCAAUCAAUUCUGUUGACAAAAGGGGACCUAAAAGCCCUUCUAUGCCAACUCGCUCACAGAGAUUAAGUUUAGAAGGUUCAAGAACUGUUCCCAAGGAUCCAGUGCAGAUCAAACUAUCUGAAACUGUGAGCAAUCUCCUACCAUCCGAAGCAGUGUUGGUACAGAAAUAUACCCAAUUUCAAGAUCCUGAAGCAGCCACAAAGCCAUAUGGACAUGUCAGUAAUGGUGAAUCCAUGAUCGACAUAUAUCGUCCAAGGGCUCCUCAGAGUCCAACUCUUCAACCCAAGACACCUGAGCCACCAAAACUUGUUAGAAAUGAGGUUCAUAUCAUGAUGCACGGUGAGUCUAACUUUUCUACGGAGCCUCGAACCCCUGGCUUGACUAGUAAUGCAAAUGGAAAAGGAUCUCACAUAAGGAAAUCGCUUCGGACAAUUGGGAAGCUGAUUAACGGCUCUGGGAAAAGGAAUCAACAAAAAAAAGUUGAAGCAUCCCCAGUAAAUGGCAUGCGCAAGAUUCAUGAUGCAAGGUCACCAGUUUCGUCUAAUGCAUCCCCACUGACGGGUGUCGUUCAAACAUCAGACAGGAGAUCUCCUCUUGGAGGUGCAAAUGAAACUAGAAAUUCGAAGACACCGCCUCCGGUCCACAUAUCGGCCAAGGCAACGAAUCAGUGGAUGUAGAUCAUUUAGCAAUAAGCAGCAGAGGAUAAUAGUGGUGCGGUGCUUCGGCUCGAAGCAUACUCUGCUGAGAUUUGAUUUAGGACACACUUUUUAAUUCAGAGUAGCCAUGACUUCUGUUUACAACAAACCAUUUGUUGACAUUUUGCCAGAUUAAUAAUUCAUUCAUAUGAUUUCAGCUUC